Messenger RNA from Cooperia oncophora, 510 nucleotides. Lineage: Eukaryota; Metazoa; Nematoda; Chromadorea; Rhabditida; Trichostrongylidae. The record is from the annotation of a GenBank genome assembly.
GUAUCGAGUUUGACUUGGCACGAAUUUUGCACGGAGAGCAGUACAUUGAAGUGUACGGGCCAUUGCCGUCGGAAGCAAAACUGCGCUCAGAAGCGCGCGUUGUCGACAUCCUUGACAAGGGCUCUGGUGCAUUAAUCCUAUCCGAAGUCACCACUUAUGACAACGCCACCGGCAAAAAGCUGGCAAUGCAGCAAGUCUGUACCUUCCAAGUGGGCUCGGGCAAAUUCGGUGGUCCCAGAACUAGCUCACAUGAAAAACCAGCGGCCGAAAUACCAACCCGACAACCAGAUGCUGUAUUCGAAGAGAAGACCUCUGUUGACCAGAUAAUGGCAGUGAGCAGACUAAGGACUGAGAAACCAGACCGCUUACGCGUCCCGUAUUUCCGCGCAUCGCCGCAAUACGGAUCUCCUGACCCACAUCCGUGCAAUGAGAAAUCUCGAAACAGCCGAUCUUUUAGGCAACCUUGUACCGAAUGGGCUCUGGCGAUCUCAAUCUCACCUGUCAAUGAUU